This is a messenger RNA of Nylanderia fulva, 487 nucleotides long. Its product is annotated as reduction of Rh1. The record is from RefSeq and is a predicted model, not a curated record. NCBI's taxonomy places the organism in Eukaryota, Metazoa, Arthropoda, Insecta, Hymenoptera, Formicidae.
UUAUUUUAUCUAUGGUUCACAAAUUUUGCUCUUGUGACUCGAAAACCUACUAAUAUUAUAUAAUUUUACUGAACUUAUCGAAAUCAAGAGAUCAAUUUGUUAUAGGCAUUCAACAUGUCUGAAGGCACGCCAUAUCGACCUAUGAAAUAUCCAUAUACUAUCUCUGCAAAGAUUGCUCAAUUUCCAUUUAGAUAUUAUAUGCAACAUAGUUGGUUGUUUAAAUAUUCAGUAAUCGCGAUAGGGGUAACAAUUCCGAUAUUUUACAAAAUACAAAAGAUGUCAUAUUCCCCCGAGAAUGUUCAGAAAUGGGAUAAAAUCCACAGAGAAAUGUUUGAAGGCACUGGACAUCAUUAAAGUGGAAAUAAAAUCAUUAGAAAUGUGUUAAAAUAAGAGAUGUACAAGAGAAAAAUCUAUAGUCUCUAUGUAUAAUUAGAAAAAAAUGUAUAAUUAAAAAAUAAAUCUUUCUCUAUAUAUGUGAUAGUUUGCA